AUUCCUUCGAGUGUUAAAUCAAACGUUGACAACACUUUUUUUUUUUUUUUUAAUGAACUAUUUUGUACUUUGUAUUAGUGGGUCAACUUUUCUCGUCAAUAAAUGAACUGAUGAAUCUGAAUAGACAGAUUGAUCAAAUAGCUGGGGAAGAAGAUCAGAAGAUCCUCUCUCAAACUCAAGCCUUGCAGGCGUUGUUCUUUAUCUUGCAUGACACUUGAAUAUUUCAUCAAUCACGCAGGUUAGAUGAUGAGUUGGUUUUUGAAAGAAAGCAAACGGCAGAAAGAGGAAAAACGGCAGAGAGGGGAAAGAUUUCUGUUGAAUGGUAAAACAUUAUUGAAAGAGUUGAUUGCGUCUUCUAAUGGUAAGUAUAAUCAAUAUCGUAGCUUCACUGAUAAAGAGAUCAAGAUAGCAACAAACAACUAUGAUCAACAGAAUAUUAUAUUAACACAAGGUUGGUAUUCAUUGUAUAGCGGUUUUCUACAAGAUCGACUGGUUUCUGUUUUGAAUUUUUCAGAUAAGUGUACCAAAUAUAGUAUUAAUAGCAUCGUAUUUGCAUCGCAAAUGAGACACAAAUUUUUUUUGAAGUUGAUUGGAUGUUGUUUAGAGACUGAAGCUCCCAUUCUAGUUUUUGAACAUGUGGAGUAUGGAACUCUUGCUGAUCGUAUUUAUCGUUCAAGUGAACAGCAUUUCGAGCCUUUGUUAUUGACACAUAGGUUAAAGAUUGCUAUGGAGAUAGCUAAUGCAAUUGCGUAUCUCCAUUUUGGGUUCUCUCGACCCAUUAUUUUUAGAUCAAUCAAGCCAAACAAUAUUGUGUUCACUGAACAAUAUGUUGCCAAAUUGUUUGAUUUUUCAAACUCCAUCGCUAUUCCAGAAGGUGAAACUCACCUAGAAGAUAGUUCAAUGGUAGGAACAUAUGGAUUUAUGGCACCUGAGUACGCUAUCACACGAAAAUGCAAUGAAAAGGUGGAUGUCUAUAGCUUUGGUAGAAUUCUACUUGUGCUUUUGACUGGUCUCAAAUCACAUCAGCCUUCCAGUUGGCCUACUGAAACUCAUUUUGAUGGGCCUUUGGAGCGUGAUGAUUCUCCCAUUAGGCCUACUGAAUAUCAUUUUGAUGGGCCUUUGGAGCGUGUUGUGAAAAAAUACAUUGAGCAAGAGAGGUUUACUGAGUUAGUUGAUCCCAUAGUUGUUGGUUCUGGACUAUCUCUCGAAAAAGAAGAGCAAUUGCAAGCAUUUGCAGAGCUUGCCUUUAAAUGUCUCUCUCAUUCAGCCGUAGACAGGCCAACAAUGAUUGAUGUAGCAAAACAACUUAGGCACAUUUAUAAAUCUACUUGUCAAUUAAUGUCUUAAUUUAUGUACUCAUUAUUACAAAGACGUAAAUUUUAAUGCAUUUAUGAAGAUAGAGAAUGCCCUUGUA
Molecule: messenger RNA, 1414 nt
Organism: Pistacia vera
Lineage: Eukaryota; Viridiplantae; Streptophyta; Magnoliopsida; Sapindales; Anacardiaceae
Product: non-functional pseudokinase ZED1-like
Exons: 3
Coding region: 244-1347 (367 amino acids)
Biological process (GO): protein phosphorylation; cell surface receptor signaling pathway
Cellular component (GO): plasma membrane
Molecular function (GO): ATP binding; protein serine/threonine kinase activity
Source: RefSeq, a predicted model, not a curated record